UUCAAAAAAGAUAUAAGAUGAAGAUUUAUUAUCUAAGCGUGAGAGAAUGCGACAAUUUUUUUUAGUCAUAAUUAUAAUCACUUUUGAUUGGUGCAAUAAUGCCAACAGUUUAUAUAAAUACUCGGGAGAUUGCAAAUUAUUUAGGUAAAAGCUUGUUAAAAUGUCUUCCCAUCUUGGUUACGAUCUGUCACGAUCUGCGUCGCCUCGUCCAAAGAGUCAUCGUGUUCAUUCGAGAGACGAUAGCGAACAUGAAUAUAGUUCUCGAAAAGAAAAGAAACAUAAAAAAAAGAGUCACAAACGUCAACGUUCAGAUACCGAGUCAGAAGUUUCUUCGCUGAAAGAUUUUAAAUCGAUUUCUGUAGAUGAUUAUUUCUCAAAGUCAACAGAGUUUCGUACUUGGUUGAGGGAAGAUAAAGAUAAGUUCUUUGAUGAAUUGAGUUCUGAACAGGCACAUCGUUAUUUUAAAAAAUUUGUUAGUGCUUGGAAUAAACAUAAAUUGGAUAAAAAAUAUUAUGAUGGGAUACGUUCUUCGCAAUUAACGAGUUCAGAAACGACUCGAUACAAGUGGAAAAAUUUAAAAAUUAAUCAAGAUGAAAUUGAUACCAUUAAACAUUCUGUAGAUAGACAGACUAAUACUAAUUUUGCAAUGGAAGUUCAAAUGAGAUCUGGAAAUAACAAAAUUGAUACAACAUCUAAAAGAUCUAUUGGUCCGAUAAUGCCACCUUCAUUAUCGAAGGGUGGAUAUGAAGAAGAAAUGGAUCAGGAAGAUAGGGAACGUUAUGAACGUGCGUUGAAAAAGAAAGAACUUAAAGAUUUUAAAAAAACGCAUGAGGCCACUCUUGAUGAAUUAGUACCAAGAGAAACGGGGAGAGAAGCUAUUAUAGAAAAAAAGAGGGCCAAGAAUGCAUAUCAUCGAAGAGAAGUAAGUCCGGAUGUUGAAUUAAACGAUAGGGAUUUGAUGGGUGACGAUGAUUUUCAAUCGAGAUUCGCAGCUCAUAAACGAGCAAGAGAUGCACGAGAAAAGCAAAAACAAUCUUAUAAAGCGGAAAAAGCAGCAAGUUUACAGGAAAAGGCUAUUGCAUAUCAAUCAAAAGAACAAAAUACAAUGGAUAUGUUUAAAAAAUUAGCUGAAGAACAGCGUAAGGCUGGACGUGGAAUGUGGAGUCAGUCUAAUAAUAGUGAUAAUAUGUAAUAUAUUUAUUAGGAUUUGUAAAAUUUUUACACUUAUAAAUAAAUAUAAUUAAUCAAAGC
Molecule: messenger RNA, 1251 nt
Organism: Rhizophagus irregularis DAOM 181602=DAOM 197198
Lineage: Eukaryota; Fungi; Glomeromycota; Glomeromycetes; Glomerales; Glomeraceae
Source: RefSeq, a predicted model, not a curated record